Messenger RNA from Ilex paraguariensis (yerba mate), 1254 nucleotides. The record is from the annotation of a GenBank genome assembly. Lineage: Eukaryota; Viridiplantae; Streptophyta; Magnoliopsida; Aquifoliales; Aquifoliaceae.
AUGGAGAAAAGCUGGCUUCUGGCAUUUCUCCUUCAAACAAUCGCUACAGAAGCUGCAUUUAGUGUGGGUGGUGGUGUAGGUGCAGGUGUAGGUGUGGGUGGUGUUAUUGGCAGUCUAGGUGGUGGGGGUGGUGGUGUCUGGAUUGGUGGAGGAACCAACAGCCCAACCACCCCUUUUGGGUCUUCAAUAUCAAAUCUCAACAUGGCUUACACUGCUCUCCAAGCAUGGAAAUCUGUAAUUACAGAUGACCCAUUGGGGAUUUUAAACACUUGGGUUGGCUCAAAUGUGUGUUCUUACAAAGGGGUCUUUUGUUCAGAACCUCGAGAUGCAAUGGUUGGCACAACAAGUUUAGUUGUUGCAGCCAUAGAUCUCAACCAUGCAAAUCUUCAAGGUACUCUUGUCAACGAACUCUCUCUCCUCACAGACGUGUCUCUCAUCCACCUCAACAGCAAUAGGUUCACUGGUACUAUUCCUGAAUCUUUCAAUGAACUCACCUCACUGACUGAAUUAGACCUCAGUAACAACCACUUUUCUGGGUCCUUUCCUACUACAACUCUGCUUAUUCCCAACCUCCUCUACUUAGACCUCAGAUUCAACUUUUUCUCGGGACCCAUUCCUGAAGGUCUCUUCAACAAAAAACUUGAUGCAAUCUUUCUCAACAACAACAAUUUUGAUGGGCAACUUCCUCAAAAUAUGGGGAAUUCCCCAGCUUCUGUGAUAAAUUUGGCUAACAACAAGUUCAGUGGUGACAUUCCCUUUAGUUUUGGGUACAUGAGUCCAAGAUUAAAGGAGAUUUUAUUCCUCAACAACCAGUUGACUGGUUGCAUUCCUGAUGGGGUUGGUUUGUGGACAGAUUUGCAAGUGUUUGAUGUGAGCUUCAAUUCACUGAUGGGUCGUUUGCCAGAUUCUGUGUCAUGUUUGAAUGAGAUUGAAGUUCUUAACUUGGCACACAACAAUCUCUCUGGGGUUUUGCCAGAUUUGAUUUGUUCAUUGAGAAGCCUUGAAAACUUGACUGUUGCUUACAAUUUCUUUUCUGGGUUCAGCCAAGAAUGUGCCAAGCUGUUCUUUAGAAAUGUGGGUUUUGAUUUCUCUUUGAAUUGUAUUCCAGGUAGGGAGAUGCAAAGGCCUCAACCAGAGUGCUCUGCUGUACCUGGUGGUAGCCUGAGUUGUCUUAGAAUUCCGUCACCAAAGCCUCUAGUUUGUGGGGCAUUAUUGAAAACCCAAGAGAGUAGUUCAUCCCCAUCUCCUCCAUGA